AGUGUAGAACUGCACUCCCUGAGCAAACUUUGCUCCGAGUGUUCUGGGCUCUGAUCGGUCUGCAUCCUGAGCACCAUUGGAAGGAAAUAUUUGAGUACUGGAGGAUCAAUGAGCCUGAUCCUUGGAAUAUAAGAAAAAGUGAAGGAAGUUCGUCGUCUUUAGCCUGAAAGGGACAUCCAGAAAGUCGUCUUCCAGAACUAUGCUUGUAUGACAUAAACGUAGUCCCAACUGGUGAAGUAAGUUGGCACACAGAGGUAAUAAUGCGUGGAAUCAACCUCCAGGCGGACAAGAGAGGUAGAGGGAUGAACCAAGCAGAGCUAUGGUGGGCUGUUGUCUCCGUCCUCUUUAUUCUUCCACUUGGGAUCCUUGUAAUGCUCUGCAUAAGGUGUAGAAGAUCUAGGAGUCGCACUAUAAUCAGAGAAGAGACCAGGAGAAAAACCCACAGUGUUCAGACGGAUGAAGACAAGAAAGGGUUUGAAGUAGUGAGAUCAUUCACAGUGUCACGAACAGAACAAAAACCAAGUUUGGAGCCAGAGACUGAGAAUGUGCAUGCCUCAAAUGUUGCAGUUUCAUCUCUUUGCCGGGAUCUUUCACCAAACUACAUGAACCUAAAUAUUGAAAACAACCAUCGGCUGGAGCAGGACUACAUAAACCCAUUGUCUGAAGACUAUUAUUGCACCCCUAGGGAACUACUCAAAUCUGCUGAUGAAGAUGACUCGAAUUCGUAUGAAAACGUGGAGAUCAGUAAAGUAGAAAGCCAGACUUCUGUGGACUCUACGGCGAGCUACGAGAACUGUGAAUACGCUGUGAAGUGGAAGGCUCAGGAGAAACAAAAAGGAGAGUCAGGUGAAAAUGAUGAUGAUGAUGACGAUGAUGAUGAACCUGAUUAUGUCAACACUGUUCCUUGCCCAUCUCUGUAAAGCAGACAAAGAAAAACAGUAUUCCACAGACAAUGGCAACUAUUGUCUUAUGAAUUCAGACGGACUAUUGAGGAGAAAGCUAUUCUGCAACCCUCUGGAGAAUUCCUCACAACUACACAAUACAAAGCUCUUUUGUGUAUUUUAGUUCUGCUAAGAACACUUUCAAGUCUCAAAUGUCAUGGACAUUUAGCUACCAGGAUUCCAUUAAUUUAUUGCUGCACAAGCAUCCUUAUUCAAACAGUUCCCCAGACAAACUGAUUAAUUCUACUCCACGUAAAAUGGUUUCCUCUGUACUGGAAGAUUUCAGUGCCGAUUGUCUUUACCUGCUGCAUAUCGUUCAGUUGUCCCAGACCUCUUCCAAAUCACAUGUAUUACUAAUAAAGCAAACAUUUAGGAUCGAGUGCAGUUCCCAAUGUGAUUGCUGCAAAAGACCAAUUUCUCUUCUUCGGUUAGUUAUUAUAGUAUUUUAAGUUAUUGUAUCUAUUGUCAAAUCUAACAUUCAUGUAAAUUCUAAGCCAGUCUCAAACUUUCAAUAGACUUAAGUUUCUGAAUGAUAUCAAAGCACUGCUGAUAAAAAUGAUUUUGAUGCUGCAUUGUCUUAAACUGUGCUUUGUAGUAGGUCAUUCUGUACAUCAGUGAAGUCUUCUCUUCUACUCCACACAGUCACCUGGAAUUCAUGGUAUAUGUAAUUCCAAAGAUAUUUUAAGCUAUUAUGGAUCAGUAAAAAAUGUUACAUUUUUAUUAAGCCAUUGUCAUAUUAACCUUUGUCCAAAACUUCAAACUAUAUAUUAAAUAAUUAAGAUCUUU
Molecule: messenger RNA, 1727 nt
Organism: Pristis pectinata (smalltooth sawfish)
Lineage: Eukaryota; Metazoa; Chordata; Chondrichthyes; Rhinopristiformes; Pristidae
Product: linker for activation of T-cells family member 2-like
Exons: 13
Coding region: 261-920 (219 amino acids)
Biological process (GO): calcium-mediated signaling; B cell activation; B cell receptor signaling pathway
Cellular component (GO): plasma membrane
Source: RefSeq, a predicted model, not a curated record